Molecule: messenger RNA, 733 nt
Organism: Darwinula stevensoni
Lineage: Eukaryota; Metazoa; Arthropoda; Ostracoda; Podocopida; Darwinulidae
Source: the annotation of a GenBank genome assembly
CGCAGCGACUUCGGGACAUUCGAGCAUCAUGAUCCUCUCAUCGACAUUUUUCGUGGUCCUCAGUCUACAGGUCCUUUUGGCACUCGCAGUACCGGCAGGAAAUGAAGAGGCACCAGAAUCGAGGGACAUUUACGACACGAUAGAGCAGGGCCUGGAGUUCAUCGGGGAGGGAAUCGGCGAGGGAAUCGUGGAAGGAGUCGGAGAGGCGAUCGGCAAGGCUCUACAAGGGAGAUUUCCCAUCCUCCCAUUCUUCCUCAGUGACCAUUACGUGAUCUAUUUACACCCAAAAUCCUUCCGUCAUCGUAAGAACGUCAUCGAUUUCCCUGAGAAAGGCGGCCAGUUUCAAAACACCCACGAUCUAAAAGGGCCCGAGUACCCCGGUCAAAUCGGGACUCUUGCAGCAUCCGAGGUCUCUGAAGAAAUUUUCCCCCACAUCGGUCCCAUCGAGCCGAUCGGCAUAGAUCCGGACAUCAUCGUCUUAUCCAUCAAUCGAUAUGCAACAGUUCGAAAUGAGAACAACGGAUCUCGAUUGAGUGCUGAACAGCACGCAGCUGUACGUAGGGAGCGUAGGGCCGUUCAGACCGCUGAACAGCAAGAGGCAGCUAAUGAUGAAGUCAGGAACAGGAGAGCCGUGCAGCCUGCUGAGCAACUUGAUGCAAGGAACGCAGUACUCGGGUGUCGAAAGCUGGGGGGCGGCCAGAAAUUGAACCGGGAACUCCUACUUGCUGGUUAG